Homalodisca vitripennis (glassy-winged sharpshooter) is the source of this 2379-nucleotide messenger RNA. Its product is annotated as probable CoA ligase CCL7. The transcript has 9 exons. The record is from RefSeq and is a predicted model, not a curated record. Lineage: Eukaryota; Metazoa; Arthropoda; Insecta; Hemiptera; Cicadellidae. Bases 269 to 2254 code for a protein of 661 amino acids. Gene Ontology annotation, molecular function: CoA-ligase activity.
UUCACUUAAUGAUUUGUAAUAAAACAAAAACAUAAUUACAGACCAAAACAGUGAAGACGAAUACUUGCUCAUCCUAUUUAUAUACAGUUUGUUAAGAGAUUAUCUUCUGAGACGACAUUCUGAUACUCGCUAGACCUAUAAAACGAUUCUCAUCGUUAUCAGCGGUGGCAACGAACGACAGAAAAGUGCCCCGUCAUUGUGUUUACACAGUGGGUCCAGAAUAGUCCAGUAGACGGGUUAUCAGUGUUGUGUCGACCGCUCAGCUGCAAUGUCACACUUGAGAGGACCGGAUGUCAAAACGUCUCAUCCUCGCUUCCGGGCGAACACUUCCGUCCUCCGGCUGUUGGUGGAGGCUCUGCGGAACAAUGGCGACGACCUUGCAAUGGUCGAGGGACAGACAGGGAAGACUGCAACUUUCGCAGAUAUUCUGCAGCAAAGUACCGCCACGGCUGCAGGACUGCAAAGCGCUGGUAUAACUGCAGGAGAUUACGUAGUGUUGUGCUGUGACAAGAGCAUAUUGUCAUACUCGCUACUGCUGGGCAUCAUGUUCACUGGAACUACUGCUGUUCUCUUCCCUCCUGAUAGUUUGUUCUGUACUCAGGUCCAGGGACAGACAGGGAAUACUGCAACUUUCGCAGAUAUUCUUCAGCAAAGUACCGCCACGGCUGCAGGACUGCAAAGCGCUGGUAUAUCUGCAGGAGACUACAUAGUGUUGUGCUGUGACAAGAGCAUAUUGUCAUACUCGCUACUGCUGGGUGUCAUGUUCACUGGAACUACUGCUGUUCUCUUCCCUCCUGAUAGUUUGUUCUGUACUCAGGUCGAGGGACAGACAGGGAAGACUGCAACUUUCGCAGAUAUUCUGCAGCAAAGUACCGCCACGGCUGCAGGACUGCAAAGCGCUGGUAUAUCUGCAGGAGACUACAUAGUGUUGUGCUGUGACAAGAGCAUAUUGUCAUACUCGCUACUGCUGAGUAUCAUGUUCACUGGAGCUACUGCUGUUCUAUGCCCUCCUGAUACUGAUAUGAUCGACCGACUGACCAGAGGGCAUACGGUGAAGGUGAUAUUGUACGACUCCGUGUACUCAGCAUCAGUGAGGAUAUCCUUGGACAAGAUGGAUCCCGCACCCCUCCUGUGUGCUACCACCGACUUGGAGGACCUGAGGGCAGUGGGUCUCCUCGGUGCUAGCCAAGACUAUAAGGUACACGAGGUGUCGGACAUCCACCGGCACGUGUCCAUCAUCAUGUUCUCCAGUGGAACUACCGGAGAGCCCAAAGGGAUACAAGUCACUGAUGUUGCUAUUCAGCUGGCUGGAUUUGAAUUCGCUCCAGAGGUAAACUCUCUGCUGAUCGCCUCACCGAUGUACUGGUACAGCAGCCUCUGUACGUUUGUAUCCUCCAUCUUCAAUAAGUACAGAACCGUAAUGAGCAAUGGCACAGUGGCCAGAGAAAAUAUGAAAGUCGCUGAGCAAUAUCAGGUAGAAGGAUGGUUUGUGAGUCUUGGAUCAAUGAUACAGUGCAUCAAUGAGCCAGAUCUUCACGCUCAUAACCUUUCUUCCGUUAAGAAAGUCUUAACUGGGGGUGAGCUAACUCUGCCGAACGUAGUAAAGUCCUUUAUGACCGAAGUGCUGAAAGGAAAAGUCACCUUGGAAAUAAUCUUUGGCAACACCGAAUGUGGAAUUUUAUCCUCUUAUAAGGUCACUGGCGACCUCAAUUUAGGAAUGUGUGGACAAGUGAAACCCGGGGUCGAGUUAAAGAUUUUGGACGACAAUGGCACAGCGGUCGCGCUUGGCUGUGCGGGGGAAUUAUGGAUCAAGUCCAUUGGCAUGACCCCUGGCUACUGGAGUAGACCUGACCUCAACAGUGCAGCGAUCGACAGAGACGGUUUCUUGCAGAGUGGAGACUCGGCGUUCUUCGAUACUUCCGGCAACCUCUACCUCAGAGGUCGGAUCGGCGACCUCAUCAACUAUAGAGGGUUCCAGUAUUCACCAGCCGAGGCAGAGAAUAUUCUAAUGUCUCACCCCGCGGUCCUCGACGCCGUGGUGGUGGGCAAGCCUCACUCUAGCGACUUACAACAAGCCACGGCCUUCGUGGUCAAGAGGGCUGGAGCCGCGAUAAGCGAGGAGGAGAUUGCAUCUUUUGUCGAUGGUCAAGUAGAUGAGAAGAAGAAACUGAGAGGCGGCGUCAGUUUCCGAGAGAGUCUGCCGCGAGUGGCUGUGGGGAAGGUGACUCGGAGGGGACUGGCAACUGGCAACUGAGUGAUAUAAUGUUCCAUCGCACUUUACAUGAGUCAAAUUUGCAAGAGUACUUGUACUUGAACAUAUCAAUAAUACUACUUUUUAUUAUCAAAUAAAUUGUUUAAAUAAAUAAUUCCAUAUUUGAA